AUGACCAUUUCGCUCCGCCCCGCCGUGCCCGCCGACGCAGCGACCCUCGCCGAAAUCAACAUCAAAGCCUUCACCGGCCAAGGCUUCAUCACCAACACAUUCCCAGGGGUCCCGCACGCCGUGAUCCACGAGCUCAAGGUGGCGCGGUACCUCAAGAAAAUAGCACACCCGCAGACGCACGUUAUUGUAGCCGAGGACGACGCGUCGGGCGCGCUUGUGGGCUGUGCGCGAUGGAUUUUCCCUGCCGCUGCUGAUGGGAAUGCUGAGGGGAAUGUGAAGGGGGCGGGGGAUUUGGUGGAUGAGGACUCGGCGGAGGCGGCGAGGGGGGCGGAGGACGCGCUGCCUGAGGGGACGAAUCGGGGCAUUUAUACGGGGUUUUUUGAGAUUUUGAAGGAGAAGGGGAAGGAUUAUCUACGGGAUGAUGAUGUUGUCCUGGAAUUCAUCGCCACGCUCCCGCAACACCAACGACAGGGCAUCGGCAAGGCACUCCUCCGCUGGGGAAUCGAGCGGGCGGAAGCCGAGAACAGGCGGAUCUACCUGGAGGCCACGACGGAGGGAUUGCCUGCGUACGAGAACAGCGGGUGGCGGGCGCUGGAGCAGGUGCAUAUUGACUACGCGCGAUGGGGAGGCCAGGGCACGCAGACUCUGACGCUGAUGUUGCGGGAUCCUUGA
This is a messenger RNA of Aspergillus puulaauensis, 672 nucleotides long. RefSeq names its product GNAT family N-acetyltransferase. The transcript has 2 exons. The coding region runs from base 1 to 672 and encodes 223 amino acids. Gene Ontology annotation, molecular function: acyltransferase activity, transferring groups other than amino-acyl groups. The record is from RefSeq and is a predicted model, not a curated record. NCBI's taxonomy places the organism in Eukaryota, Fungi, Ascomycota, Eurotiomycetes, Eurotiales, Aspergillaceae.